AGGAAAUACUUAUUUUAGAUGCAGUUAUAAAAGUUAAUCCCGCAGCAAAUGCAAUUAGUGGUGAACCUGGAAUUCCUGGAAGAAGCUUGAUUUGUAAACAAUUGGUUCCAACCGUUAAGAAGCUGUUGAAUACGGGAAAUCAAUCGAUGCAAUGUGAAUAUUUCAUCCGUUAUUCCACUCACUAGGGGGUCAUCUUUUAUGAAAAGAAGAAAGCAUCGGAGUCUUAGUUUGGGUUAAAUUCAGAAUGUGAGAUAACUUCUACUUCUUUCAUUUCUGUCAUCCAGCUUUAUAUAUAAGUCCCAGUGCCUUACCAAUUGUUUUACAUUUUGUUUGUUAAAAUAAAAAAAUAUUUCUAAGGAUCGUUCAAUAAAUAUCUGCAGACUUAUGUAUUGAUGCAAUAAAACAUAUUUGCUAUUUUACUGUUGAUUGGUAAAGGAAAUUUGUGACUAUGAGAAUUACACCAUGUUGAUUUUAUAUUAUAGAAUGGAGUGUUUCAGUGGUGCCUUUUCUGUUUUCAUAAACUGAUUAGGGUACUCAUUAGUCUUCUGUGACUACUUCAACAAAUAAUGCGAACUCUGUCCUUCUCUGAAAAAGGUUAUAUUAAGAUCAAAACUUCUUCAAAAUUGUCUCAUACUUGCCAAAAUAAAUUCAAACAAUAUUAGUCAUUGGCUAAUAAUGUAUAGUUUUAAAUAUUGCAUUAAGUGUGUUUGACACAAUGUUAUGUAUUAUAUGAAGUGACUUUGAUUUUAAGAAACUCUUUUAUGAAUAUUUAUUUGGCAUUUAGUGAGACUGUAAACAAGUUGUAACUUUUUGUUGACAAAGGCACUUGAAGAUCGUGUGAGAUUGAACGGUGUUAUAGAUGAAAAUUGAAAAAUUAUGGCAUAUUAUAAAAAUGCAGAAUCUACCCAAUCUGACGAAGAACUAUAUCCUAAUAUCCCAGGUUAUGCAACUGAUACAAAUUUCUAUCCAAAUCUCUCAGAAGAUAAACGUGAACGUUUUCCGUCUCCUGUCAGACGAAGCGAAAGGCUCAAAAAGUCAUAUGAAGAUUCCCUAAAACAUAGCAGUGACAGGAGGCGAAAUGUAGGUAGAAACGAAGAUAUAAUAAAUAGAAAAAAUGCUCAAUCUAACGAAGAACUGUAUCCGAAUAGCCCAGGUAAACUCUAUCCAAAUCUCUCAGAAGGUAAAAAUGAACAAUCCCAAAGCGAACGUUUCCCAAAAUAUAACAGUGAGAGACAAAGGCGGCCAAACAUAGGUGGGAAUGAAGGCAUAAGAAAUAAGAAUAUAAGAAAUAACAUUAACACAGUUUGUUUUCAGUCUAGAGAAAGUGCUGAACCUCAUAAAAAUAAUAGUAUGUGGAUUUUUGGCUUAAUCACUCUGAUUCUACUUUCUUUAGGAAUGCUUUUGGGUUUGUCUAAAGGAGGCCAAAAAGAAGAUGUUACAAAUAUAAAUUUUGGCAAUCUAAAAGGCAAAUUUAGAACCCAGUCGAAUCGUGUUUGGGCUAUCCUGAAAGCCAGUACGAACCACAUCAUAGCAGCAGAAGAGCCUGAUAGACCAGCUGUGAUUAUGAUGGUUUUACCAAACAAAGAAUAUCAACUUAUGGCACUUUGUCUAGCUCAACACUUGUCACAUGAUCUCAACAAAAUUCUUAAGGGGCAACCCACAGCAGCUGUUUCAUACCCUUUUGUUAACGGUACCAAUUUUAUAAACUAUGAAAUUAGUGAUCAAAAAUUAAAACUGGAUAAUUCCAUACAAGAUAUUAUUAAACAAUGGAAAUCUGUGAUAAUUACUAACUUGGAGAAGUUUCACAGCCAAACUGUGAUGCUUUUCCAUGGCCUUUGUGACACAACUGAAGCUGAGCACAAACGGAUUGCUAUUAUAUUUCUACUGGAGUCUCCUUAUGCAAUAAAAAGUGAAGAAGAGCUAGCAUUAUAUUUAGAGAGUUUGUGGAGUGACAUGAACCGUAUUAAAAUUAAACCUCUUCUUUCACGGAUUGCCAACAAUGUAAUAUUUUUGAACCAAGAUAAAAGUUUUACAAACUGUUUGUAAUUGCUGUUAUCCUAAUAUGUAAGCAAUAAACAUAUAUAUGAAAACAU
Molecule: messenger RNA, 2093 nt
Organism: Octopus sinensis (East Asian common octopus)
Lineage: Eukaryota; Metazoa; Mollusca; Cephalopoda; Octopoda; Octopodidae
Exons: 2
Coding region: 877-2046 (389 amino acids)
Biological process (GO): membrane organization
Cellular component (GO): membrane
Molecular function (GO): ATPase activator activity
Source: RefSeq, a predicted model, not a curated record